This is a messenger RNA of Rangifer tarandus platyrhynchus (Svalbard reindeer), 345 nucleotides long. The record is from the annotation of a GenBank genome assembly. Lineage: Eukaryota; Metazoa; Chordata; Mammalia; Artiodactyla; Cervidae.
AUGAUCCCUAGUGAGGAAGGAAAAAAAUAUGCCACCUUUCACCCUGGAGGGCAUUUGACAAAUCUUGUAGGAUUUCAGCCCCUUCCAAGGACUCAGGGAACAGAAGACAAGACUCGGGGCUCGCCCAAGGUGGCGUGGAAAGGACACCUACCCUUAAGUCUGAAAUCCCAAAGAGCAUCCCCUCCCCUGUGUAAGGGUGAACUAGGAAUAAAUGAAUCCCACCCCACCCCCAUAUCAGUGUCCUGCCAUAAGAAAGUGUCACAAGUUUGUGACUUAAAGCCACAGAAACUUACUCUCUCACAGCUCUUGACUUCAGAAGUCCAAAAUCAGUUAGCACUAGGCUGA